This is a messenger RNA of Arachis ipaensis, 777 nucleotides long. RefSeq lists its product as uncharacterized. Lineage: Eukaryota; Viridiplantae; Streptophyta; Magnoliopsida; Fabales; Fabaceae. The record is from RefSeq and is a predicted model, not a curated record.
UCUCUCUCUCUCUCUCUCUCUCUCUCUCUCUCUCCUAGAAACAGAGGGAAAAGAGAAGAAAGAAACCACAAUUUCACAAAAAAUGAACGUGUUGGAUUCCCAAGUGGAGGCUCUUGUCUUCAACUACCUCACCUUUGGUUUCCUCACUCUCCUCAACAACUUUUGGACUUGGCUCGCACUUCUCACCGCAGCCCUCAGCUUCUGGAAGAUUCGCUCAUCGGUUUGCCCCGAACCCGAAAUAGGUGACCCGACCAGAGAGCCGGUAGUUGAAGCUGCCAUUCCCGAGGCGGUAACGCCGCUAGUUGAGUCAGCUGCUGUCGUGGAUGCGGCUCCGUUGGCGGUUACUGAGGACGUUGACGGCGUAAGGAAGGGGAAGUUUACGGUGUACUACGAGGAGGAGGGUGAUGAUGAGAGCGCGCAAUGCAUGCGCGGCGAGAGAGAGGGAACUUUGACUUUGACUUUGCCUUUGAUGGCGUGGAGGGAAGAAGAAGGGUGCGAAGUGGAGUGGUGGGAAAAGUGGGAGAGGUUGUUACGGUUGAGGAACGGCGUUAAUCAGGACGGAUGGUACACGUGUCAGGACUUGACGGAGCUUAACGGCAACGUUGUGAGGUUGUGGGAUGGUGGGUUCCGGUGUAGAGAAUCAUGGUACAGCUACAGCUGUGUUGAUGUUUGGUGAAAUCAAUAAUGAUGAUACAAUAAUGAAUAAUAAUAGUAAUAAAAUAAUAAAUAUUAAUAAUGGUAGCUUUAAUUUGUUAGUUAGAGACAUAGGUUAGGUAG